Messenger RNA from Planococcus citri (citrus mealybug), 2412 nucleotides. It is a transcript of the gene GlyRS, whose product is annotated as glycine--tRNA ligase. The record is from RefSeq and is a predicted model, not a curated record. Gene Ontology annotation, molecular function: glycine-tRNA ligase activity; ATP binding. Lineage: Eukaryota; Metazoa; Arthropoda; Insecta; Hemiptera; Pseudococcidae. Gene Ontology annotation, cellular component: cytoplasm; mitochondrion. Bases 69 to 2300 code for a protein of 743 amino acids. The transcript is spliced from 14 exons. Gene Ontology annotation, biological process: mitochondrial glycyl-tRNA aminoacylation.
GUUGAAAAUGAAAAUGUGAAAGGAAAUUCGUGACAGGUAAAUGAAAUAAUUAUGAAUUACGCAAGGAGAUGCGUUGUUUAUUAAUUACACAUUUAGUUAGAAAUUUAGUAGCCUAUCAGAAUCAGUAUUACGUGAAGUGCGCUCCGUUAGUGCAUCUUUUUUCUCAACGAAUCCACAUCGAUUGUGUUUCAUUCAAGUCGAAGCCGGUUUGGGGAACAAAUAAGGAACACAGAUCCAUUAAAAUCAUUUUCAAGCAAGUCGUCAUGGCAGAUCCUCAAAUCGAAGAGAUAUUAGCUCCUCUGAGAGCCGACGUAAAAAGCCAGGGUGAUAUUGUUCGUCAACUAAAAGCCUCCGGUGCUCCUGAAUUAGAUGUUAAGAAAGCCGUAGCAGAAUUGAAGGUGAAGAAAAAAAUCCUAGAUGAUAAGGAGCUGGAGCUGACUCCCGCAGCUGCGUUUUUCAAUCGGGCUAGAAUGGAAGAUCUUUUGAAAAGACGAUUUUACUAUGAUCAGUCGUUUUCGAUUUAUGGAGGUAUCACCGGACAGUAUGACUUUGGGCCUAUGGGAUGUGCUAUUAAAACCAAUUUGCUUAACGCGUGGCGAAAUUUCUUCAUCUUGGAGGAACAGAUGUUAGAAGUUGAUUGUUCGAUUUUGACUCCUGAACCUGUUCUCAAAGCUUCUGGUCAUGUUGAUCGAUUUGCUGAUUUAAUGGUGAAAGAUACCGUUAACGGAGAAUGCUUCCGCCUAGAUCAUUUGAUUAAAUCGCAUCUAGAAAAACUGUGCGCCAGUAAAGACACUAAACAAGAAACUAUCCAAAGAUGUGAAAGCAUAUUAACCAAGUUGGAUGGGCUGAAUAAGAAUGAGCUUCAAGAUAUCUUGACCGAAUUCAAUAUUAUGUCACCUCUGACUGGAAACAAAUUAACCGAACCUAUCGAGUUCAAUUUGAUGUUUGGAACACAAAUUGGUCCUACUGGUCUUAUUAAAGGAUUCCUUCGACCAGAAACCGCUCAAGGUAUAUUUGUCAAUUUCAAACGUCUGUUAGAAUUCAAUCAAGGCAGGUUGCCAUUUGCUGCUGCACAAAUAGGAAAUGCAUUCAGGAAUGAAAUCUCACCUCGUUCUGGUCUUCUCCGAGUACGAGAAUUUACGAUGGCUGAAAUUGAACAUUUCUGUGACCCUGAGGAUAAAUCGCAUCCCAAAUUUGCAUCGGUAGCUGAUCAAGUCAUGCUGUUGUACAGCGCAUGUAACCAAAUGGAUGGUAAACCAGCGGAGAGAGUAAAAAUAGGAGAUGCCGUUCAACAGGGCAUGGUAGCCAAUGAGACUCUUGGAUACUUCAUGGCAAGAAUUCAUUUAUUCUUAGUCAGUAUUGGAAUUGAUCCAACGAAAUUAAGAUUCAGACAACAUAUGUCCAAUGAAAUGGCUCAUUAUGCGUGUGAUUGUUGGGAUGCUGAAUGUUUAACAUCUUACGGUUGGAUUGAAUGCGUUGGAUGUGCAGACCGAUCUGCUUAUGAUCUGAAACAGCAUACCAAAGCAACCAAAGUGCGAUUAGCCGCGGAAAAAAGAUUACCCGCUCCCGAAACCAUCGAUGCCACUCAGGCCCUCCCGAAAAAAGACGUUAUCGGCAAAACAUUCAAGAAAGAUGCUAAAAUAAUUUGUGAUAAAUUGAACGAUCUUAGUCUAAAUGAAGUAUUUGAUUUGCAGAAUGAAUUAAAUGAAAACAAGAAGUUUGAUUUAGUCGUCGGUGAUAAAACCUACGAACUAAAUAAAGACAUGGUCACUAUUCAGUCUGUAACGAAAACCGUCAACGUUAAAGAAAUUAUACCCAAUGUGAUAGAGCCAUCUUUUGGAAUUGGACGAAUUAUGUAUUCCUUAUUCGAACACAAUUUCUGUACUAGAGAAGGAGAUGAAAAUAGAACUUAUUUCUCUCUUCCUCCUGUAAUAGCCCCUCUCAAAUGUAGUGUAUUACCACUGAGUAACAAAAAAGAAUUCAGCCCUUUUGUUGAACAGCUAUCGAAAGAGCUGUUGAGGAAAGGAAUUGCUCUCAAAGUGGACGACUCAGCCGGAUCGAUAGGUAAAAGAUACACUCGUACCGAUGAAGUAGCUAUACCUUUUGCCAUCACUAUCGAUUUCGACUCGUUGCAAGAACCUCAUUCUGUAACUUUAAGAGAACGAGAUUCGACGAGACAGCUGCGUAUUCCAGUUAAUGAAGUAACCGAUGUAGUAAAACAAUUGAUCGAUGGAUCGUUAUCUUGGGUAGAAGCAGAAGGAAAGUACCCAAUUUUUGAGCAGCAGGAAACUACUAAAUAAUAAAUGUUCGUUUUUCUACUAUUUAUUUCCCUUAUGUGUUUGCAUAAGUUCAUCCGUAAUGAGCAUCAUAUUUUUCAAAUUUGAUUUUUUCAAAUAAACGUUUGUCUAAAUU